AUGCCACCCUUCCUCCCCCGUAAAAGGCUCUCCUCCACACCACCUGCUUCGCCGCAAUCUGUUCCGACCAAAAAGGCGAGACUUGCAGAUGUCUUAGACGCCGAAUCUAGAAACGUCCCUGGCCUCGACAAGAAAAAGACCUUCUCCGUCGGUAGCGAUGACUCAGACUCAAGCCUCAGUGAGGUGGACAGCAACGAGUUUGAAGAUGUGCCGGCCGCACCUCCACAACCUUACGGUCCGCUCCAGGACCAAGGGGAUAAUGACGAUGAGGACGAUGAGGAUAAUAUAGAAUGGGAAGACGCUGGUGGAAAACCCUCGGAGUACCCAGCACGUACACCUUUAGCUGACGGUCCGAUCGAACUGGUCUUCCGAAAAGACGACGAUGUGGUUGACUACGGCACAUCCGCUGCUGCGACUAAAGGUAAAACGGGUCCAACGAAGCGAGAGAAAGAGGCGAGGGUACGGGCUCACAAAAUGCAUGUUCAAUUUCUACUCUGGCAUAAUGUGAUUCGGAACAAGUGGAUUUCAGACAAGACAGUCCAGCAGAUCUUGGUCCAACAAUUGCCACCGCAGAUUAAAAAAGAAGUCCACAAGUGGAAGAGGGCCAGUGGCCUGGUCGACCUGGACACUGAGGCGAAGUCGAAAGCGGAAAAGAGUAAAAGACGAGGGAAACAGAAGGAGAUUAACCCACGGAAAGAGAGGGACUGGGGAAGACCAAGUCAACGCGUUGAAAGGGGCAAAGCCGACAUGAGCAACGGUGACCCCCUGAUAUCACUCAUGAACGUCUUGUCUGCAUACUGGAAAAAGAGGUUUGCGAUUACUGCGCCAGGCCUGAGGAAACGCGGCUAUGGAACCAAACAGGCGUUGAAGCAGAUCAUAUACUCCUUCAGAAACGAUGAGCAUGUUGAUGAGGAACACGGAGAGCGCAUCCGGAAUCUCAAAGAGUUCCGCGAGGUGGCAAGGAGAUGUGAAGGUUCAAGGGACGUUGGAGCUCAGCUUUUUACCGCCUUGCUCAGAGGUCUUGGGAUCGAGUCGAGGAUGGUAGCAAGUCUGCAGCCCUGUGGAUUUGGCUGGACAAAAGCGGAGCAGUACCUGGCCCGGAAGCCUUCGCAGUCCGUUGAGAUGGAUACGUCUUCUGAAGAAUCUGACUUGGGUGACUCCAAAUCUAUUUCGGAGAUCACGAUGUCGCGGAGUACCAAGAAGCCAAUGCAGCGAAAAGCAACGCAACCGGUCAAGAGACGCAAGAACGACGGUAGUUCAGAUGGUCCCAUUAACCUUGAUACAGAGGCCGACGACAAUGACAACGAAGAGGGGGUGGAUCUCCGAGACGACGAUUCACUAAUGGAUAUCACUCCCUCGAUGCCCAAAAAACGUCCACAGAAGUACGAUCGCGAUAACCCCUUCCCAAUCUACUGGACUGAAGCAGUGUCUCCCAUCACAAACAGGAUCCUUCCGGUGUCCCCUCUUGUUCUUGCAAAUCCAGUUGCUUCCACCCCGGAGAUCUUGGCUUCUUUUGAGCCUCGUGGGGCCAAAGCCGAAAAAACGAAAACUGUCAUAGCUUAUGUCGUUGCGUAUUCGUCUGAUGGGACCGCUAAAGAUGUUACUGUCCGAUAUCUGAAGAAGAAGAUAUGGCCGGGCAAGACAAAAGGGUUUCGCUUUCCCGUUGAAAAGAUCCCGGUUUAUACCAAACAUGGCAAGAUCAAAAGAUACGAGGAUUACGACUGGUUUAAACGUGUGAUGAGCUCUUAUGUACGACCGGACUUGAUGCGCACGGCUGUCGAUGAUAUUGAAGAUUCUUCUGAUCUUGUCCCGCAGUUGCCGGAGAAAAAGGACGUCAAGUCAGAUGUGGACACUCUUCAGAGUCUAAAAGCUUCGGCAGACUUUGUGCUCGAGCGUUUCUUGAGGCGCGAAGAAGCAUUGAGGCCCGGCGCAAAACCAGACAGGAUGUUUGUGUCUGGUAAGGGUCCGAACCUGAAGGAAGAGCCUGUAUACCGUCGCAGCGAUGUAGAAAGGUGCUUGACGGCAGAAUCAUGGCAUAAAGAAGGCCGGAGACCAAAAGCAGGCGAGACUCCGCUGAAGCUAGUGCCUGUCCGAGCGGUGACUCUGACCAGGAAGCGUGAGGCUGAGGACUAUGAAAGGCAGACGGGAGAAAAGCAGAUGCAAGGCCUUUAUUCCUGGGAUCAGACCGAGUACAUCAUUCCUCCUCCUAUUGAAAAUGGCGUCAUACCCAAGAACGCGUACGGGAAUAUCGAUUGCUUCGUGCCUAGCAUGGUCCCCAAGGGUGCAGUGCAUAUCCCCCUCAGAGCGACUGUGCGGAUAUGCAAGAAGCUGGAUAUCGACUACGCAGAAGCUGUGACUGGGUUCGAAUUUGGAAACAAGAGAGCAGUCCCCAUCUGCACAGGCGUUGUCGUUGCGAAAGAAAACGAGAAAGCUGUGAUUGAGGCCUGGACCAAGUUCAACGAGGAGCAACGGAGGAAAGAGGAGGGCAAAAUGGAAAAGUUAGUGCUAGACCUGUGGCGAAAAUUCGUCAUGGGGCUGAGGAUCCGCGAGCGAGUCCAAGAUACCUACGGAGACGUUCUGACCGACCACUCUGAUCUGACUCGUGGCAUGAGCAAGGAUCAGCGGAUUAGUCUCGACGACGACGACCGCAUGCCGGGGGCAGCGCUGCCACAGGAAUCUGAUGACGACACCUUUGGCGGCGGCGGUUUCAUUGUUGAUGAUGAGCCUGCAGUGCCUGAAGAUCUAGAGAUGGUUCACCAAGAGGAGCCGCCAGAGACGAACAAGUUGAAAGGCAAGCAACGCGCAGCUGCAGAAUACCCGACGCCCACAUCACUUUCACCCUUGAAAGCGCCAGUGCGGCGGCAGCGGCAGUCUCUUCUUCGAGCAGCUCAGGAAAGCCAGAGCUCCGAACUGUCAUCCGUGUCCAGUGAUGAUGCUGAAGACGACGAAGACGACGGCGACGACGACGACGACGAUGAUGAUGAACAGUCUGAAGCUAUGAACGAUGCAUCUGACGAAGAGAUGGGGGUCUCCAUGGGUCCGACAUCAGACAGAUUGGUCGAAGUAUCUAUACCUGGCCCUCGUCUCCGGCGCUCAACGAAGGGGAGGGCUCAAUCGAACGUACCCAGUUCUCCUGCCAGUGAUAGCAUUGACACGUCGGACGAUUCUGGGCCCGCUUUAUCUGGUGGUCUGGAAGAAGACGAUGGAGACGAGUUUCGGCCAGCAAAGCCAUCUCCGCGCAGACCUCAUGCUCGAGAUACGGUUAAGUCGGCGUCACAGCGAACGACCAGAAAUAGCACGAGACACCAGCGCUCCACGACCGCAGCUGAGGUCAAACACGGUCAUGUCAAAGAAGUCUCAGAGGAUGAGAUGGUCACGCCGCCAGCAAAACGGACCCGCCGGCGGUUGAGGCGAGAUAGCACGAUUGUGACGAGCCCGUAUUUUGAGGGUUAG
This is a messenger RNA of Capronia epimyces CBS 606.96, 3453 nucleotides long. RefSeq lists its product as uncharacterized. Gene Ontology annotation, molecular function: damaged DNA binding; single-stranded DNA binding. Lineage: Eukaryota; Fungi; Ascomycota; Eurotiomycetes; Chaetothyriales; Herpotrichiellaceae. The transcript has a single exon. Gene Ontology annotation, cellular component: nucleus; XPC complex; nucleotide-excision repair factor 2 complex. Bases 1 to 3453 code for a protein of 1150 amino acids. The record is from RefSeq and is a predicted model, not a curated record. Gene Ontology annotation, biological process: mismatch repair; nucleotide-excision repair.